AUGAUCAAUUAUCUUUUGAGCCAUUGGCGCCAUUUGAUGAACCCUCGUCAGGUGUCUGGCUGGCGUGAUCGUCGAUUUUUCCCAUACGUGCUGGCACACGAGAUCGGCCACGCGUUGGGUCUGCAACAUGCGAAGAAGCAGGAGGCCAUUAUGUAUCCGUACUACAAAAAUACUCCCUUGGAUGAGAUCAAACUCGACCUGGACGAUAAAUGCGCCAUUAACUGGAAUUACGUGGGAACAUCGAAGUUCUGCCUGUUCGUGUGGUUGAUGAGUGAGAUCGUGCCGAUCCACAACAAUUCCGAUCAAAUGGCGUCCAGCAAUCAUUUGAACAAUAGCCCGAAGCAACGAAUUAAAGCCGCAAAGCGAAUUUUAAAACAAAAGCUAGCCUGCACGAACUAUUUUCUUCACUUCUACAACUUUCAGAAGACUAGAAUUCCACGAUGUCUUGCUUCGAACGAUAUUCAAUGGCUGAUAGAAGCAAAACUACAAAAAUUUCUACAUUUUCCUGCAGUGGAAUCAAAAACGUACAGUGAAGUGUUGUGUAAUUUUCUGUUGGGCUUGCACGCGUACAGAGGUAGCCCCGACUAUGUAUCUAGCGAUUCGCUUGAGAAAGAAUUCAAUGGAGUGAUGAAAGAGGUUUCCGAAUUUGGCCCAGUAUCAUCCGCUUCUGUUCGGCGAAUGGCGCGAGGAGCUUGGAGACGACUGGAACAUGGUCGACCUUCCGUCCUAGGUUAUCCUUCGUAUUUCGAUGACAAAUUCUUCAACAAAUUUCUUCCCGAGUAUUUACAAUUACAAUAG
Molecule: messenger RNA, 798 nt
Organism: Ostertagia ostertagi
Lineage: Eukaryota; Metazoa; Nematoda; Chromadorea; Rhabditida; Trichostrongylidae
Source: the annotation of a GenBank genome assembly